Monomorium pharaonis (pharaoh ant) is the source of this 9836-nucleotide messenger RNA. RefSeq lists its product as uncharacterized. The record is from RefSeq and is a predicted model, not a curated record. The transcript has 2 exons. NCBI's taxonomy places the organism in Eukaryota, Metazoa, Arthropoda, Insecta, Hymenoptera, Formicidae. Bases 1117 to 4608 code for a protein of 1163 amino acids.
GCCAGACCGCCAGUAGCUUCCCAGACAGUGACUCCGCGUGUGGCGUGUGACCGGUAGGCGACCUGCAACGCCCGCACCGUGUGUUAUGUCAUCGAUAACAAUCCCAGGACGCGGCGGUGCUACGAAUUCAUACGGCGUAAAAUUAGGUAGUCGCGAGUGAUCGAGGAUAAUGCGGUAAGGAUACGAGUAUUCCGCCGUGGGUGGAACGUCAGUAUUGUUCGAUCGUUCGCCAAGUCGGGAGGAGUGUUCACCCCGACUCGUUCUCCGUGAAUCUUCCUCUGCGAAUAUCGCCCGGCAUCUAGUUCGUGGUAUCAGCUCCUCCGAUAUCAACGUUCCCCUUCGAGGGAGACACUUCGUGCCAGGCUGAAAGCGAGAGACCGUCAACCGGCCGAUGGGUCGAACUCGGAAUCCGGCUCGUCGUCAGCGCGAAUACGAGUCGACGCGUCGAUGAGGCCCGAAGCCCGCGCCCGUGUCGCUCUCCCGUAUUCCUGUUCGGCGGUACGACAUCAGCGGUGUCACGGUUCGAUAACUGGAUGAACGCCGGCGAGCCCGUCAGCGGCGUGGACGGUGCUACCGAACCUAGAGUCGGUUGCGUACGUCGAGCGUAAACGUCGAGCUCGAAGGAACGUCUCCCGAAUCGGCGGCGGAAGCUUCAUUCCGGGUCGACAAUGGCGCGAUGGCCUUGAGGAUCGAUCGCGCGGGAGCGAGCCGGGUGAACGGUCGGGGUUUCGGUCUGGCGCGAUUGAAGCCGCGCGAUCCACACGCCGCGCGAUCGUUUCGCGCGUGCCUACCGGGUGUCUACGAUGCGCGGAGCGGUAGCCAGUCGUAAUUAUAUUAACGUGCGAAAACGCGAACGGAAGUAUGUAAACUACGAGACUAAAUCGCAUACGUAGGCAGGGCGCGCGCGUGUGUGGGUGUGUGUCUGUGUGUGUGCGUGUGCGUCGUGCGUGCGCGCGAAAAGCGCGUGUCGCAUUACGCGCUGGUCGCAUAAUUCGGUAUACGGUCGCCGGUUACCGUCAAAGUCAUCGAACGUUCAACCGUCGGGGGUGAGCAGACCGGACGCAGUUUGUCGUCGGGCGAGAGAGACAGAGUAAUCACCGUUCGUUGAAUGGAGUAAUGAGCGGGGCCCCUGCGCGGGGCACAGUGCCCCGUCGUCAAAGACGCCACCAUCAUCACCAUCAUCAUCACCAUCAUCAGAAACAUCAGAAGCGCGUCCGAAACGAAGCGCCGCGGGACGAGACGCUGGGCGGGCCCGAGGAGAAGCGACCGAAGGUCAAUCCGAUCUUCCUGUGGGCGUCGCAGCGCGAGCAGAGAAUCGUCGAGGUGAGAUGCGAGGACUACGAUAAACGUAAUCGCAUCAAGCUGACGAAAACCGCGCAAGGAUGGCGUUCGAUACCGCGCACUACGUCCAACGUGUACACGAUUGCACCGGCCGCCAAGAAAACGGCGUCAGGCAUGGCCGACACGUCGCCGGCCUCCUCGGUCUCGUCCAACGACGAGAAGGAGAACGGCAAAGGAUGUCUCCAAGAGCCAGCGAGCGCGACGGCCAGUCCUCUUCGGUGCCAUCCACGAAUAUAUUCGUCGAACGGCACGACGAACGGUUUGCUUACUGGCGAAGGCGCAGGCAGAAAGAGGCGAGGUUACGACGAGGAGGCGAGUCGACGAGGAUACUCCUCUUCCCUAGGAACCCGUGAAAUUAAUGGCGACAAGGGUGGAGAAGAAAAUAAUAAAGAAGAUAAGAAAUGCGAGAAGAAUAAGUCAAAGGCUCGUCUGUCCAGCUUGAAGGGUAAGGAUAAGAUAAACGGCUGGAUCGACCUGCAGUCAUUGCAGAUGGACAAGCUGUUCCAACCGCGUGUCGUACUGGAACUGCUGCAACUAUCGCAACUUCCUGAGAGCGCGCAUCAAAAUGUCGUUCGCCACACGAGAAAUAAGGACGCGACGGCGAAUGAGGCGAAGCAGAUAGAAGAAAAUAACAAGCGGGAUGAGGAGACCGCCGUGAUAGAGGAGGAAAGGGAGGAAGAGAUAGAGGAGGAGGAGGAGGAGGAGGAAGAGGAGGAGGAGGAGGAGGAGGAAAACAGCGAAAAAUCGAAUCGAAUGAACAAGGCGGGUAUUCAGGACAUAUUAAAUAUGAUAGAUGCCACGGCCUCGCCCGUUCUCGCCACUGAUACUCCUAGCGCCGAUCUGCCGGUGGACUCCACCAAGACUUACGAAGUCCUCGACGAGAAGCAAUCCGUUGAGAGAGAGCAGGUCAAGGAAUCGGCAUCUGACAAUGCAAAAGAUCAAAUAAGAAACAUAUCCAGUUACGAGACCGAGGCCGUCGAUCAAGAUGAUGAAAUUGACGAUAAAUUGGAGGUGCAUGAAGAAAAGAUUCUCGAAAAGGAUUGCUUCCUGCCGGAGGAGAUGGACGACAAAAAGAUCCGGGAGAGCAAUCUUGGGCUUCUUUCGCUGAAGAAUAACGUCGAGACGACUCCGAAUUCCUGCAAAGUCGCCGAGGCAGACGGUGGUUUCGCCGUCGAACGACAGAACUGUGAUUCGGACUCUCUCGCUACGUGGCGGCCGAGCGUACCGACCGAGGAAGAGGAAGCGCCGGAUGAGCCCGGCGAACCGCUGAAGCUCGAUUACAACAGCUCGAAGAUUCUUGACGCCCUGAGGAAUACGCCGGGACUCUCGGUGUCCAUAAUGAGGAAUCACACGCCUGAGGUCGGCAAGAAUCAGAUCGUGUCGCCUGCGAGACCAUCCUCAAAAGCGUCCUCCUCGAGUAGAUCGCCAGAUUCUCAGGCGGAAUGCGUAGAGAAGCUACUGAGGAACGCGAAUGACUUUGGUCGCGACGGUUCGCCUCGCAAUCUGCCAGGGCUAUCGAUCGUUAUACCGAGCUAUCGCUACAAAAGUGUCUCCGGCCAGCUAACAAUCUCACCGAGCACGAAGCAUCGUGUCGAAUCGCCCGAAAGCACCGUUAACUUCAACAAGGCCGACGUAUACCUGGGGGAAAUGAAGAUGGACAGGUUUCCCCAUGAAGAGGACAGAGAUGAAGAGGAAGAUGAGGACGACUGCGACUCGCAAGUUCUGGAAGACCUUAGGCAGCAGAAGGCGGAUUCGUUUGCGUACGAUGGUAUCGACGCGAAUUACUACAACGGGUCCAGUACCAAGAGCAAUCAGGAGGAUCGCAAAACCCCGUUAGAGAAUGCGAAGAGUGAUCCUGUCUGGAUUGGCUCCGGUAGAAACAGCGAGGCGCAAGCCAAGGGUAAAUACCAGGAUCUCGAGCACUUUGACGAGCAGGUCUUAGAAGAGCUACGAUCACGUGGCACUGUGGUCUCGCCACAGCCCAGCGGAAUUCCUUGUUCUCCCGCGUCCAGGAGACCGUCGUCAGCAUAUCUCGAGAGGUUACUACCUAGUCCGCCAUGUUCCGUGUCUUGUUCGGAGGACGUCAAGAGCGAGCUAACGUUGAAGAGCAUUCUGGCCUCGUCUAGUUGCGCGGAUCCGCGAGAUUAUGAAAGGUUGAAGGAGGCAAUAUCGAUCCGAUCUGAUCUAAACAUUGAUCAGCCUAUCUCUCGACCUGUGCAUUCGAGCGUCGAUAGAAACGCGAGAAGGACUAAUCAACGCAGCUUCCAGGAACGUUUGCACAUCCACAAUCAAGAAGUGAGGAGCUCUGGCAGACCAAUGUCCAGCGGCGACAUUCACAGUACUUUUUACCCGACAGAUCGCACCGCGCCCAAGAGACCGAUGUCUGCCGAGUGGCAACCGACCAACGGGCAGCGGCAAAGGAAUCAGGUCGCCUAUUAUCAGAAAGCCAUUGCUAGAACGAGAGGCCACUUCACUGAUCAGGAUCAAGAUCGCAUCCCUUGUGCCACGUCCAGUAACACGGACAAACUUUUAGAUCCGGCCAGACAGCUCCGCGAACUAAUUGAGACUGCCGGUCACCUAAUCCCCGAUCCUCUUCUAGUACCUCGUGACUAUUUGCCAGCCCUGGCUGCCGCGCCGGCGACGGAGAUACCAAAGUUACUGGCUAGCAGACCCGAGCUCAGGCUGCCUGAGGCCCUUACCAGGCCCGACCUUCUUCGGGAUCCCGAUCUGCUCGUGAUAUCGCUGGCACAUCUGCAGCACGUGCUGGACCAUGGAGAGGGCCCGGUUUCCAGAUCGCAGCACUCUCAGCCACAGCAACCUAGAGUGGCCGUUAAUGGCGCCGUUAACAAAGGAUCGUCUAGUUCAGCGAACGGUAAUAACGCGAAAGGCGGCAGAGUCACCAUUACUACUAAAAGACCUAAACUCAGUUGCAAGCCAAUCUGCACGUUGAUGCCGACGCAGCCUAUAGACCUAUCGAACGGCGGCCGAUCGCGCAUCAAUCCCUAUUCGCCCUUGCUCAGAGUGCGCAGUGGACUACUCAAGCAGGAGCCGGAAGUGAGCUCUACCGCGAGCUCACCGGACGAGUCGCAGCUAUGGCAUCCGUUGUUCGGCAGCCAAAAGAGGCAACAGCAACAACAGCAGCAUCAGCACCUGACACAACAGUCGCAGCUACAACAGCAGCAGCAGCAACAGCAACAACAGCAACAGCAGCAACAGCAGCAGCAACAACAACACGCCUCCUGGCACAGGACAACUCUCGCCUCUUGACCGUCGUAACCUUGACCCUGACUGCGAGUCCAGUGAUUCUGAAAGGCCGAAGGAAGAAAGAAAGGAGCCGCGCGCGCGAGGAACGCCGCGACACCACUUCUUGCCGCGGUUUCGGCUGCUCGUCGAAGGCCGCUCGUGCGCAGCGAAGCGGAGAAAUGCGGAUGAAGAAACGUCGCGCCGGCCGGCGACUUUCGCGGAUUGACCGCUUGCACGACCCCCGCGAGAAGAAGCGGACGUCCUUCCCCUUCGCGGUGGUGUAGUCGAGGCGGUCGAAUCGAUUCCGUUCGUUUUACGCUUUUAAUUACGUAUCGCGUGUACUUAGUACCUCAAAAUUCCAAGUAUUUUUCUAAUAUAAAAAAAUAUCUCGAAUUUGGAUGUACUACACGAUACAUGAUUAAGAGUGUACAUUUUAUUUUAACCCGUCGUUAGUCGCCCGUCAUUAUGUCGUCGUAUUCGAUAAUUAUUGUGCGCCCGCACAAAAAAAAAGGUAUCUUAAGAAUAAUGACGAUAAUCUCGGAAUUUGUCUCGGAAACAGUGUGGAAUAAUUUUGUUUUUAGGAAUGUAGCUACACACAUUUAAGCUGCAAUUAAUUUUUUUACGCAAAUAAUCUUGUCACUAGCGAGAUAAUGGAGGACGCGUGAUAAAAUAUAUAUGAGCGAGAGACUGACGGCGUCGUUAAAUGAUUAAUUACGACACGCAAUCUUAGUAAACUCAAUGAACAUUCGUAAUUUAUAUAAGUAAAGGCGUAAAUGAUGUGAUAAAUAAAAUCAUACGCGACUGUAGGCGAUAAUCAAUUAAUAGAGUAGUAGAUUAGAGGUAUCAAUGCAUUUUGACUGAGGAACUCGGCAAACCUUUUAGCCAGAGUUUGAGUCGAAGAUAUUGUAUAUUUUUCUGUUGGCCUUUUUAUACUGACAGCAGAAAAGAUGUAUUCUCAUAUCUGUGCAGAACUAAUGCCAAGCCGUACUAGGACCAGUCAGUAUCAAAAAGAAAUAUAAUACACAUCAAACGUACGAAGAAUUAUAGCAGCAAGAAUUAAUAAUAAGAUUAACAGAACAGAACUCCGAUACGCGAUUAAUUUGUCAUAAUAUCACGAUAAUAAGCAAUUAAGAGACAACAGAAACAAGAAAAAAAUAUCUCAUUAAUGUGAUGUUCUAUAAGACUACACCACUGCUUCUACGAUAUAAACUCCACGGUUUUCUCUCUCAUCGUCACAACCCCGUAGAGACCCCUGACACAAGUGCAAUGAGAUACGAGCGCCGUGAUGAGGCUUCUUUGUUCCAUAUUACGUGUUAUCUGUUUUAAUAAAUGAAGAUAAAGUUUAUCUAGAUUUAAUUAUUUAGAGUUUUUAAAACAAAACUGUGUGAGAGGAGGCGGAAUGUGUAAUCUUAUUUCUCAGAAAUGUAGAAAUUGAGUUUAUAAGAAUGUCUUACACUUAGUGAAUCUCUCCUCUCUGUAAGAGAAAAUUCGUUAUAAAAGUUUGUUCAUUCUAGAUAUAGUUUUAUAUUUAAAGUUGUAGUAGUGAUUGUUUUGUAUUAUCCAGUGCAAUUUCUUUCGCUCGCUGAUUGUUACCGUCCUAAUUGUUACUUUAUACAGUCCGUUAAUUAACUUUAGCGUUAACGUACAUCAUACAUUUGCAAUAAUAUUUUCUAUUUUUUGUGCUCGUCACGGCGAUCGUAACUAGUCUCCCGAUCCCGGCGAAGUAGAAAUUAGUGCGUCACGAUCAAAUAUUUAUAUCCGCGACUUACGAGCCGAGUUUACACAAGCAGCGAUUACUUUCCAUCUGCGCAAUUAACGACGAUGCGUUUUAAGCUCUCUGCGUCUUUAAUUUCCGUCGUAAAAUCUCCCGUUGCUCUCCGUUACGUUAAAUUUUAUGAAAUGGCAAUCAUUAAAUGGCAAAUAUCUUACCUAGAAAUCUAUCGAUAAAGUUCUUUAUUUCACGGAAAAUUAACACAGAUUCUUUAUUUCUUUUUGUUCUAUUUGUCAGUUUUAUUCGCAAUUGUUUACUCACAUUGCCUCACGAUAAAACUCAGCUUCAAAAAGGAAUCUAAGUCUCUUACGGACCAAUGUUUGCUGAGAUACAGAACAAAUAUUACGUACGCUUUUGUAUAAUACCUCAUAUGAUAGCGCGGCGAAAUUUACGAUUUUAAAAGCAAUUCAUGUGUAUGCAUAAGUCGACUGAAUUUAUAUUGCGAGCAACUCAAGGGUACAUUCGAGAACUUUACAUAAUUAUUUUUGGAUUCUUUUAUAUGUAAAUUUUCUACGUGCGGUACGCAGUAAGUGACAAUGUUGGAAACAAUUAUUUUUCAAAUGUGGUGUCCAAUUUAUUCCGGCUAGAAAUACUGCAAUGUCAAAGAGCAUCAAACUCGGAUCACGGUUAUUUAACUCGCUUAUCAUAUAUACAUAUAUAAACGCGGUUAUUUCCGUCGAGCACCGGAAAACCACAGAGACACAAUAACCGUAUCGGAGACGCCAUCUCGAAAAUAGUCACGCUUUAGUAUUCCAGUGGAGACGAUCAUUUAUUAUUACGUAAAUAUAUAAGUCCUUAUCUACUAUUAUUAUUCGUGCUACGGAAUAAAAUUUGACAUAUAGGAUGGAAGACUUGCUGUUAUCGGUGUAAACUCGGCGGCCACAUCGACCAAUUUGGGCGCAUUGAUUCUUUGCAGUCCGACAGAUAUAAUCGUACAACGAUCCUUUGCCACAAAAGGGUGUCUCAAAAUAAUUUUUGACGGACCGCUUGAUUUUUACGUGUUACACAUAACGCAUUUCCCGUAGUACAUCAAAAUAUCUGGGACGGCAAAGGAUUGAAGCGGAAGAGGGAAAUAAAAGUGAGGAAGCGAAAUGCGUGAAAUACGUGACGGGAAUAGGUGCUAUUCGGUAGUUAAAAAAAAAAAGAAGAGAGAAAGGGAAAAAAAGCGAACGGGGAAACGAAGGACGGCGAAGAGGAGGGCCACGACGAAAGCGUGUAGAUAGUCCAUUUAUAUAGGUAGGGAAAAGGUAUUUUAUACGCGGCGUAUUGUGUGUACACGCGUGCCCGGAGAAGGACAAAACGUGCCCACGCGUGCACGUGACGUACGCACGAGCCCAAACGCACGAAUACACGCACGAGGCACCACCACUGCGGCGCGUGAUACCGAUUGUCGUUUUUUACCGUAGUCGAAAUCCGAUACCGCGCGAGCACCGCGAGACAAGAGGAGAGAAUUCCUCAUCCCGUUGACUCCGGCCUGCGCGGGCAUUUGGCGCAGUUCACACGUGCUGUAUUUAUUCGAUUCGUGUUUCCAACGAAAUUUCCAUCCACGUGAAACGUGUAUCUCGCGACAUUACAAAUAUUUUGAGAGCUCCGGCCGGAGAGUUCGUAUCGUACCCCCGUAUGUCGAUAGAAUAAUUAAGCGUGAUAACGGCGGGAGCUCCUAGAUACGUCAACGAAAACGGAGUUUUGAGACGGGGGAAGGAAAAUUUUAUGUGCGUCAGAUACCUUGUUUUUUCCUCAAAAUCAUAAUUUCGAGUAUUAAUUAAAUCGGGGUAACGUCGCGCAAAUAUUACCGCGUACGGUAUCGAUAGCAAACUUGCUCUAGAAACAUCGAAUUGAAUUACAGUUCUAAAAAAACGCAUCGUCCGAUUUCUUAGAGACGGCGGCGUGGGAUACACGGCUCACGAUCGUGGGGAGAAUUCUCUUUCUCCAACUGUAUAUCGUAGCUAUAAUCUAGAGACCGUGAACGGAGAGAAUUGUCAAUCGUUUAAUUACGCGAGCCAAUAACUAGGCAUUCGUGAUUGAGUUAAUUACACCCGACACACGCGCUCUCACACACACACCCACACACACACAGUGAGAAAGAGGGGAAAAAAAAACCUUCUUUUGUACGAGCGCGGCUGCGAUAUAGAGGAGGAGCAUUGACUAUCGCGGAUUAAUCGGAAUGAGCGCUAAAGUACUGCGGCUAUCUGUGCGAGAUAGGAACGAGUGCAAUUUCGCGUGCGUCCACGGUCGCAGAUAACGCGGAGGCGAUUGCCCGUCGUCGUCGUCGGUUUCAAUUCCGACGGAAAUAUGCCGCAUGCAUACGCCGGUCAUUAGCGUGUCCGCGGCGACCCGGUUUGCGAAGCCGUAAUUUUAACACACCUACACCGCGCGCGGCGACGAACGCAGACCGCGUGGCAUACACACCACGGUUGUAAAAACAAAGGCAACGGACUGCGCUCUGUCCCCGUUUCGCCAUUCGGUAAGGCGAUACCACCGCGCUGCCUGGCAGCAGCAGCAGCAGGAGAAGACGAAGAAGACGGCGAGAACGAGAAUCUAUCUUGGCGGUAGUGGGGGGGAAAAAAGGGAAUUACUGCUUCCUGAGCGCGACACGCGGCAGUUACCUCCCUCUCACCUUGUUCCCAAUUCGAGAGGAAGUUUUUAAUUGCAGAAGCCUGGGGUCAAGGCUGAUUUAAUAUAAAAUCCGAUUAUGUAUUAGCUCAUAACCGGCACGCGGCGCGCUUUAUUGGAAUGUUUAUGUGUGUAAGCUAUACGCUUUUACGCGCUGGAAAAGUAAAAAUGCUUUUCCAUCUUCUUCGACCGUUCCUAACGUAUUCUCUUUUAGCAAGAAGGAGAAAGAAAAAGAGAAACGAUGUUUUCUCGUGUUCAGAAAAUUUAGGGAAGAAUGUCGCGAGGGAAAAUUGCGGCGGGGAGGGGGGGAGUAACGACGUGCCGCUUUCCGGACGCGUUCCGAUCGACCUGCUUGCGCGCUCCUCGUUAUUCUCUCUACGUUGAAAAUCCGGACGGUGCUAAGCGAGACAAAUUUAUAUGAUCCGCGAUCUGGGGCCGUGGAUUAAUUAAUUCAUGAUUUACGGCAACGCGUGGGGAGGGGACUUUCGUCGCGAGAUCAUCUCGUUAUCUGCGACUGUGGCGUAAUGUAACGACAUUAAUCAUUAGCUAUCCUCAUUAGCGCGGUAACGCGUGCGGAAUGUAUAAAUUUGUAUUUGUUUGUUUAUUUAUUGUUAGGCAGAGAGAGAGAGAGAGAGAAAGAGAAAGCGGACGUGCGGAGGUGCGGAAGUUCCGCGGCUAGGCAGCGCGUCACCAACUUUAGACUAUGCGACUGUUUAGCCUCUAGAUUCUAUUAGCGACGUAAAAAUGACUAAAAUAUUAUUUUGUUGAUAUAUACAUAUUAUAUAUAUAAUUACUAUUGAUUAUGAAUUUAUGAAUAAUCUGUAAAUAUACGAGAACACCGCGGUGUCGUGUCUCUCCUAGAAAAUUA